Rubroshorea leprosula is the source of this 505-nucleotide messenger RNA. The record is from the annotation of a GenBank genome assembly. NCBI's taxonomy places the organism in Eukaryota, Viridiplantae, Streptophyta, Magnoliopsida, Malvales, Dipterocarpaceae.
AUUAUUGUUGAGGGGAAAAAAAAAAAUCCUCCUUAGCUCGCUUUUUAAACGAAAAGCCCCGAACAUCAUUAAAAUUCCCAAAUCUGAAAAAACUAGGGUUCGUGUUACAGCAGGCCUGGUACUUCGUUUGAUGGGAGAAGAAAAGACAAAGGCAAGGCCCCUAUGACAGCAGAUAUGGAGCAAAAUGGACAGUCGAGUAAAGGGCAGGGAAGAAAAGGGCCACGCGGACCUGGUAUCUGUAUAAAUGACCCAUCUGAACACCAGGGAGACAGGUAUACUCAUCCAACCCAAUUUCAGAAGACACGACCCCAAAGAAGAGCAUCUCAGGGGGGCUCAAGUGAUUGUAGAUGCUGAAAGAUGUUUAUAUUUUUAAAAUUUUUGUCUGUGCAAAGUGUUUUCUAUGUUGUAUUUUGUGUGAAACUUGGAUGUAGUGUUGUGUGAAGGGUCAAGGUGAGCUGUUAGUCUAGCCAAAGGCCUUGUUCCACUGGGAGUGUAUUUGAUAGAG